GGAUAAUACUAGAUAAAGUCAGGUAUUCUACUUCAAAACGACAGGUAGUUACAUAAAAUCUGAAAAACCCGAGAUGUCAAAAUAUAGUGAAGCAUGUUGCAGGUAUGACUUUUCCCCUUUCCCAGCAGUUCACCCUAUAUUUAACUCAGUAUAACCACUCGCCAGCCACAUCUUAUAGAAUCCCCCCCAUUGUUGACGAGGGCUAUGAGCUCGAGGGCACGUAUAUUGAACUCAACGGGAUAGGAAGAUGUGACGGGCUCAUGAGUGCCCGCGCCAAUCUCAAGGAUGACAAAGUGAGAGCCGAGUAUGAAAGGAGCUACAAGCUUGCCUUAGGGUUCUUCCAUGAUCAUUUCUGAGAGGAUAUUCUCGUGCUCUUUGAUGGUUCAUAAAACUCUAAUUAUUUUAUUAUUUUUUAUUCGAUCCCUUUGUAGUGGAAGUUUCAUAUUUAAGUAACUACAUAAACUAGGUGUGAGGUGUAAGUUGCC
Molecule: messenger RNA, 485 nt
Organism: Daldinia decipiens
Lineage: Eukaryota; Fungi; Ascomycota; Sordariomycetes; Xylariales; Hypoxylaceae
Exons: 2
Coding region: 105-356 (83 amino acids)
Source: RefSeq, a predicted model, not a curated record